Messenger RNA from Electrophorus electricus (electric eel), 2276 nucleotides. RefSeq names its product GA binding protein transcription factor subunit beta 1 (gene gabpb1). Gene Ontology annotation, cellular component: nucleus. Lineage: Eukaryota; Metazoa; Chordata; Actinopteri; Gymnotiformes; Gymnotidae. Gene Ontology annotation, molecular function: transcription cis-regulatory region binding; protein binding. Gene Ontology annotation, biological process: positive regulation of transcription by RNA polymerase II. The record is from RefSeq and is a predicted model, not a curated record.
AAAACAUUCAUGAUCUGUAUACAUCCGCACGAUACACAGGGACUUCUCUAUCUGUGGCUAAAAAAUUUGGGCGCCGAACGAAGAGGCUUUAUGAAAGGAAACACUUCAUUGUUGUUUUACCGUAGUGUUUGGUGUACAACCAUACGAAUCCUGUCAUAAAACAUUAAAGAUGUCUCUGGUGGACCUGGGAAAGAAGCUGCUGGAGGCUGCGAGAUCAGGGCAGGAUGACGAGGUGCGGAUCCUCAUGGCCAACGGUGCUCCGUUCACCACAGACUGGUUGGGGACAUCACCACUGCACCUGUCUGCUCAGUAUGGUCACUACUCCACUACUGAGGUGCUGUUGAGGGCAGGAGUGAGUCGGGACGCCAGGACUAAAGUGGACCGAACACCACUGCACAUGGCUGCCUCAGAGGGACACACCCGCAUUGUAGAGGUGCUGCUGCAGCACGGGGCAGAUGUGAAUGCUAAGGACAUGCUGAAGAUGACAGCUUUGCACUGGGCUGCAGAACAUGGACACCGCGAUGUCGUAGAGCUUCUCCUACGAUUCGGAGCAGACGUCCAUGCACAGAGCAAAUUCUGCAAGACCGCUCUGGACAUUGCCCUCGACAACAAUAACGAGGAACUGGCAGAAAUCUUGCAGGUGGCUAUGCAGAACCAGAUCAACACUAAUCCAGAGAGUCCAGAUAUGCUGACCAUCCAUACAGCUUCCCCUCAGUUCAUCAUCGGACCUGGUGGUGUGGUCAACCUGGCAGGGCUCAUCUCUCCAUCCAGUGCGACUAAAACCGCAGUGAUGGCAGCAGAAGAGGUCGUGACGGCAGAUUCGGUCGAUGGGGCCAUCCAGCAGGUUGUGAGCUCUGGUGGUCAGCAGGUCAUCACCAUAGUAACUGAUGGCAUUCAGCUAGGCAACCUGCAAACUGGUGGAGCCAUCAGCCAGCCCAUCAUUGUCACUAUGCCUGAUGGGCAACAAGUGCUAACAGUUCCAGCAACAGAUAUUGCUGAAGAGACAGUGGUGAGUGAGGAACCUUCACUGAAACGACCACGAGUAGAGCUGGAGGAAGAGGAAGAAGAAGAAGAGUGCCUUGUCACAAACACACAGGAGAUAAAGGAGAAGGUGGCAUUAUUGAAGCAGUUGGAGGAAGCGAAUAGAGAAGCACAAAAAUACCGGCAGCAGUUUUUGAAAAAGGAGCAAGAGGCUGAAGCCUACCGGCAGAAACUGGAGGCCAUUACACGGCAAGGUGGAAAGAAGACCGCAUGAAGAUGUCUGCCAGGAGUACACAUGUGCACACACACACACACACACACACACACACACACACACACACACACACACCUAACUUCAGCGACCAGGGGACAGAUGUAGCAUAUCAUCCAUGGUGGGUGUGGGUGUGUGUUUGUGAGUGAGUGAGAAGGAAGGUUUGUCACAGAUGUGGACGCAGAGUGUUCUUUAUGUCAGACCUUUCUCAGUGCUCUGUUCCUGGACCUUUCUCAGUGCUGUAUUCCUGGACCUUCUCUCUGACCCUCUGGCGAGUGAGUUCUGCUGCAUGCUCCAUGCCUAUGAACGGAUUUUGGCCCACACUGAUGUUUUAAAAACAGACUUCAACAAAUCUAUCCACACUUCCAGCAGCUAGUGUUGUGUCACUUGAACAGCGCUGACAGGAACGAUGCCCCUCCAGAAACCUAGCAAAGGAACACAUCUGCUUUUUACCAAGUAACUAUUAUUACACUGUAAUAGUUACAGUUGUGUUAAUUGCUACAUUGGUCUUCAGUCAUGAUGUUGGAUGUAUUCAGACUGAUGAGACUGAUGAUUGUGGUGAAUAUUGAUUGGGUGCUUAUGAGAUUAUGAUUUAUUCUUAAAAAGGACAUUUCUGAAAAAAAAAACAUAUCUCAGUGCUGUUUGGGUGAGAAAUCUUGGCCAAAUUUAUAAUAACUCUGGAUGUGAUUAAUGGAAUAUUAUUUUUAAUGUUCUUAAAGAUUUUCCUUCAUAUCUCAGUCACGUGAGCUCUGCUCUGUUAUGCCUUUUCCCUUGCAGCCUGCAGACCCCUGGGUAAUUGUGAAAUAGUUAGUUUAGCUAAACUGUCUUUAGCUACUUGAGCUGAACGGAGCGUAAUGCUUUUAUACUCUAACAAAUGUUACCAGGUAUGUGACAUUGGCAUUAGAUCCAGGCUCUGGUGUUGAUCCAGGUGUUAGAUCACCAGGCAGCAGAGUUGGAAGUAACUCUGCUGGGCAGCAGAUUUCUAGCAGGAAAAGCCAAAAAUAAAAUGACAUUUUUGCCUUGA